Toxoplasma gondii ME49 is the source of this 570-nucleotide messenger RNA. RefSeq lists its product as hypothetical. The record is from RefSeq and is a predicted model, not a curated record. The coding region runs from base 1 to 570 and encodes 189 amino acids. The transcript is spliced from 2 exons. Lineage: Eukaryota; Apicomplexa; Conoidasida; Eucoccidiorida; Sarcocystidae.
AUGCAAAAGUGUGUCUACAGCGCCGACGAAGUCUACAACUUUCGCUUCUUCUCCAACGUCGGAGCCUUUAAUCUGGCUCUGCGUUACAUGACGGUCAACGUAAUGCCUGCGCCAGGAGCCUUUCACUCGCCGCUAGCCGAGCGCCUUGCGCUGGAGUGUCCAGUCGACUCCUUUGAGGGCAGACUUCUUGUUAUCGUUGGCCACCUGGUGUCACCACGUCUGUUUUCGUUUCGGCUGAGAACCGUCAGUUGGGCCCUGCCACCCUCCAAGCGAGGUCGAUUAAUGACCGCUGGACGCUCUAGAGCCACGGCUUUUCCAACUUCUCGUUCUUCUGCCGGUCUUGGUUCUCACGUUCGCGGGUCUCUUUAUCUCCUUCUUCGCCGCUGCGUUGCCGGUUUCUUUGCUUUCUACUCUCGCGCGCCUGGUGUUCCAGUGGAGGCAACUCUUGGCAUGCCUCACUCCCCAGCUGCUCCAGAAAAAUGCCAACGCUUCCAACCGCCUUGCCUCACUUAUCGCCUCUUCUAUCUCUUGCAUGCACUUGGCGGACAUCCCUGCGCGAACAACCAGUAA